Molecule: messenger RNA, 477 nt
Organism: Rotaria socialis
Lineage: Eukaryota; Metazoa; Rotifera; Eurotatoria; Philodinida; Philodinidae
Source: the annotation of a GenBank genome assembly
AUGAGUUUUGCACUUAUGCGCGGCUUUCGAACAUUAAGUCGUAUUGCUCAUCCAUCUUUGGUCAAUUCAUACUUUCUUGGUGGCCCGUCAUCGAAAUCAAUGAUACCUAUAACUAGUGGAACAGCCAUUCAACCUGUAUUUUCACCUCAAAAUUCAGUAGCAAAUAUGGCUUCAUUCACUACAUCAGAUCAUUGGAAGGUUGAACGUGUGGUAGCUGUAGCUAUGGUUGCUAUUAUUCCAGGCUCAUUUGUCUGUGAUUCAGCAAUGAUGAAUUAUUUACUUGCUGCUACCAUGGCUAUACAUGCUCAUUGGGGAAUGGACGCAGUAUUGAUUGAUUACUGUCCAAGAAAAGCCUUACCAUUUGCUAAUCUUCUGCGAUAUGCAAUGACAGCUAUUGCUUUUGGUGGUCUUUGUUAUUUCAACUACAACGACAUGGGUUUAACAAAAGCAUUGAAAGCACUUUGGGCUCUUCAUUGA